Messenger RNA from Dimorphilus gyrociliatus, 585 nucleotides. The record is from the annotation of a GenBank genome assembly. Lineage: Eukaryota; Metazoa; Annelida; Polychaeta; Dinophilidae.
UAAAGGCUUGUUUGUUUCACUGAAGUAAGAGAAAGAAUGGAGUCGUUUCAACGAAGGAUGUUACUCAAUGUAAUCCUCUUGAUCCUUUUGACAAACUGCGUCACUAAGGGGGAAAAGAGGCAACCUCACCUAUCGGUUGACGCCCACUUACAAUCAAUAGCCGAUAUGCUGGGAAAUCCAAGAAAGGUAGAAGAAACUAAUGGUAUGAAGGCCUGGCUUAACAGAUUAGGUAAACGUUGGAUCAAUACACCCCAGUUAAACCGUAAUGAGGACGGUUUUGAAGGAUUUAAUGAGCAAUUCAAGAAAAGAAAACUUCUACAAGAUGUGUAUUGACAUUACCAUUAUUUAUCAUAACUUCUCAUUUAAUAUUCAACUAAAGAAAAUUAAUUAAUGAAAACAAAUACAUUAUUACUAAUCUUUAAAUAUCAAGUAUGAAUAAAUUUAUUCACUAAUUAAGAUAUAUCUUAAAAGGAGGAAAACAAAUAGAAAAGGCAAAUUGGCAAACAGGGAAAAUAGUCGAAGAAGAUAGGAACACCGGGAUAGAGAGAGAGGGAGGGGAGGAGAUGUGGCGGGAGGGGGGUGGGG